Messenger RNA from Ornithodoros turicata, 936 nucleotides. It is a transcript of the gene REG, whose product is annotated as proteasome activator complex subunit 3-like. NCBI's taxonomy places the organism in Eukaryota, Metazoa, Arthropoda, Arachnida, Ixodida, Argasidae. The transcript has 10 exons. The record is from RefSeq and is a predicted model, not a curated record. Gene Ontology annotation, biological process: regulation of G1/S transition of mitotic cell cycle; regulation of proteasomal protein catabolic process; positive regulation of endopeptidase activity. Gene Ontology annotation, molecular function: endopeptidase activator activity. Gene Ontology annotation, cellular component: cytoplasm; proteasome activator complex; nucleoplasm. Bases 119 to 892 code for a protein of 257 amino acids.
CACCAGAGGGCUAGCUUCAGUCUCUCUCUCGUGCCCUCUCCGGCUUAUGCUUUGCAGGAAACAAGUGACGCUGCAUCGAGUGUUUUAGAAAGUUUAACAGUUGUCAAAAUCAGAGGUCAUGGAAUCAUUAUUUGCAACAGCGGAGAGGCUGUCUGUGUCCACGCCAGGGAAAAUUAAAGUCGAAGAAUACAAGGAAAGACUAAAGAAGGAGGCAGAAGAGCUGGUCCUUCACAAGUUUCCUGAGAAAAUUUUAGAGCUGGAAAGCCUUCUUAAGACUGAAAAAUUUUCCAAGACAGAUUUGACCACAGUCCACACUGAGGUGAAUAUUCCAGUGCCGGACAUACCCAUCUUAAACCACGAGAGUGACCUGCCAGCAGUGAAAAAGCGGCGGUUAGACACUUUUGAAAAUGACCUUACAGGCACAAAGGUCCUGGUACUACCUACAGGUGCUGUGCCAACUAACAGUCACAUCGUCAGUAUGGUGGACAUAGUAAAGCCCAAGAUCUGGCAGCUGGUCGAGGACACUAACAUAUUAAAAAUGUGGAUACAGUUCCUUAUCCCGAGGAUUGAGGAUGGCAACAAUUUUGGAGUAUCCAUACAGGAGGAUGCUUUGACAGAGAUCAGAGCAGUAGAAGGGGAGGCCGCAGCGUUUUUCGACCAGAUUUCUAGAUACUUUCUUACAAGGGGAAAAAUUAUCGCAAAAGUCGCAAAGUACCCACACGUGGAUGACUUUCGACGCACCGUUCAGGAACUGGACGAGAAACAGUAUGUGAGCUUGCGGCUGGUUCUUUGUGAGCUGAAGAACCACUACGCUACCCUUCACGACCUCAUCACAAAGAACUUGGAAAAGAUAAAAAGGCCACGAAGUUGCAAUGUGGAGAACAUGUACUAGACCUUACAUUGUAUACAAGAAUAAACAGAAAAAAAAAAAACUGC